GGUCGACUCCAGACACGGAAUGUGAGGAAAAACAUGUCGGAUCCUGUCAGAUGAGCUCGCGCAGAGGUAUUAAACUUCAGCAAUACAUGUGUAUGGACAUUGCAUAUUUAUGCAGAACUGACGACUUUGUUUGCAACUUGCCCUGGCAUGACUACAAGCCUACAUGCUAAAACAGGAACGGCAGUGAUCGCAGCAGUUCCUGUACUCCUCAGGUGUUCCAGCAGAUACGAAAAGGCGUAUCCUAAAUUUCGUCUGGAAAUAACAAGAUAUAGACUAUUGACGAAAGAUAUAGCCGAGAUGACUGUGCAAACAAAGUAAAAAAUGAAUUUGGAAGACUUGACACGUUAACACUAGAGGAGUCCAUUCAUGAAGUAUUUAUUUUUUGGUUCUUAGCAUUUCUUGGCUGGGUGCGCAGCUGACAGGGACAUGCAAACCAGAGCCGAGUGACCGGAAACAAUCGUCGCCAGGACAUCUUCCAAGCCCAGCGACAUCACAGUAGACCCACGGUAUGCUGCCCCUCUGGCGGGGAGGAAAGAGGGCCUGAGCUCCAGCCACAGCAGAGGUGGAGAGACAGACGGGAGGCGGCCGGUCCUAACGCAGACCCCACGGGGGCCUGCCCGCCGUGCGGCCCGAAAGCCUCUGAAGACCCCCUUCCCCCCCGCUGAUUGGUGCAAGGGGCCGGGGAAGCAGUCAAGAUGAUUGACCUUAGCUAUCUGACGGAGGAGGAGCAGGAGAAGAUUAUGGCGGUGCUGAACAGGGACUCAGUGCUGAAGAAGACAGAAGAGGAGCGGAUCAAGAAACUACAGGAGAAUGUGCAGGACAAGGACAAGCUAAAGUUCAUGACGGGAGAGUGGUUUUACGAGACCAAGUCACAGAGACACAAGGAUCGGAUUCACGGGUCGGACAUCAUCAGGGCAUCUAUGAAACAGAGGAGAUCCAUAACACUGUUGGAGCUCACCGAGAUGUGGACGGAGAAACCCAGUUUUGUCAACAGUGGGAUUCGGGAUGUUUUCGUUCCUCCAGAGCUCUCUGGACUCAUAGACGAGCCGUCAGGACAGCCAAAGGAGGAGAGGGAAAAGAGCAGCCUCCUGCCAGGCGACCAGAAAGAUGGAGUUACAGUACCUUCUCCUGCCAGGGUUUGUUGA
Megalops cyprinoides (Indo-Pacific tarpon) is the source of this 1145-nucleotide messenger RNA. RefSeq names its product synaptotagmin-like protein 2. The record is from RefSeq and is a predicted model, not a curated record. Lineage: Eukaryota; Metazoa; Chordata; Actinopteri; Elopiformes; Megalopidae. The transcript is spliced from 6 exons. Gene Ontology annotation, molecular function: small GTPase binding; neurexin family protein binding. Gene Ontology annotation, biological process: intracellular protein transport; exocytosis. Gene Ontology annotation, cellular component: plasma membrane; exocytic vesicle. The coding region runs from base 696 to 1145 and encodes 149 amino acids.